Molecule: messenger RNA, 982 nt
Organism: Amphimedon queenslandica
Lineage: Eukaryota; Metazoa; Porifera; Demospongiae; Haplosclerida; Niphatidae
Product: testicular haploid expressed gene protein-like
Exons: 5
Coding region: 82-852 (256 amino acids)
Biological process (GO): spermatogenesis
Source: RefSeq, a predicted model, not a curated record
UUGUAGCCAUGGCAACCAAGCAACACGAUGAUCUUCCCUAGCGACCAGUAAAGUGAAAACUGAGCCAUUUUACAUGCAGAGAUGACUCUGAAAGAAGCAGUACGGCAUAUUGAUCAGAUUUCAAAAGCAAAGCCAAUACCAGAAGGUUUCUUGGAAGACAGGAGGUCUGUGUACUGGAGGAGUGGUAUACUGCCUAAAGAUUACUCCAAAACAACUGAAUUUGCACUAACUCCAAGACUUUCAGAAUUAUCAAGGCCUAAAACUCCUCACAAGUAUUACGUUCCAGAUAGGCCUACUCCAAAAUGGGACAUUAACCCAGCAGCACUUGUCACCUCUAGCACUCCUCGACUAAACGAACUAGCAAGACACAAGACACUACCACCAGAAUACAAGCCACCAAGACCACUGUUUACAAAGGUUUCACAAAGGGCGCUAUCAGCCUGUCCAUCUCCUCGAAUCAGUCAACUAGCAUCACACAAGAACUAUCCAUCGCUACCAAUAAAGCCACAGAGUGAAUGGGAAUGGUGUCAAUGGACCUCUGACAUUCCAUCAAAGGCACUGCAAGCAACUGCUACUGCUAGACUGGAAGAACUAGCGACGCCUAAAACAUUACCAAAGAGCCACCAGCCAUCAAAACCAACCCAGUGGAUCAUAUCUAAAGCUACACUACAGCACAUAGCAACUGAUAGGCUAGCAAAGUUAGCUCAGGCAAAGCAAGUUCCUGGCUAUCAGAAGGAUUACAAUCCAAGGGCAUGGGUUGUUUCUAGGGCGGCACUGCUUGCCCAGCCAUCUCCACUAAUAGAAAAUCUUGCUAAACCAAUACCGAGGAAAUGCAGACAAAAGAAAGCUUGAACCGUAUUAGGAUAAGUAGUUUGGCAAGAGUGAAUUUUAAUUUUAAAAAAAUUAAAUAAUAAUAAUUAUGAAUGUGUUAUUAGUCUUGUUUUUGUUUCUUUCACUAUCAUCCAUUAUCACUAUUUAAACA